Dreissena polymorpha is the source of this 1507-nucleotide messenger RNA. RefSeq lists its product as uncharacterized. Bases 157 to 1290 code for a protein of 377 amino acids. Lineage: Eukaryota; Metazoa; Mollusca; Bivalvia; Myida; Dreissenidae. The transcript has 4 exons. Gene Ontology annotation, molecular function: zinc ion binding. The record is from RefSeq and is a predicted model, not a curated record.
AUGUAUCGUUCACCAAAUCGACAAUCGCCCAUCUCUUCUAUUUCGAUUCGUGUCAAUGUAGACUCAGUGUUGCAUAAUUACACAUAAUCGCGUUAGAUUUUCUUUAUUACAUGAAUUAUGUUAUUGGAAUAAUAGAUAAGGAAAAUACACCUCAGAAUGGCUUUGGCAUCAGAUGUAUGUGGGUUUUGCUUUAAAGAACCCGUAUUUGGAUUCUGUGAAAACUGUAAUAUUUUGCUUGGUGUAAGUUGCUUCUCAAAUCAUACUAAGAUACAUUUAUUUACUAGUCAUGCUGUGUUUCCGUUGGAUAACUCAGACAACGAGACAUGCUUAUCGGUACCCAUAGAAAAAGACAUACAUGAACAAAAAUGCCAAAAGCACGAAACAGACCCUCAGUCGUUUUAUUGUGGAAGGCAUGAUGCAACCAUAUGUGGUCGAUGUAUACUGGCUGACCACAUGACUUGUAAAGAUGAAAUCGUUGAUCUACAUAUAACAAAGUUUGAUGAACAAAAGGCGAAUGCCCUUCUGGUCUCUUUGAACGAAAUCGAAGGCGAAAUAAAAGACCUUCAGGUCCGUGUAGACAGAAAUGUUAAACUAAAUGACGAGUGUAGAGCCUCAUCUAUUGACGCAAUUAAAGAUUUUCGAAAGAAAAUUGAUUUAAGGCUUAACCAGUUACAGUUCAAAGCAGAACAAUCCACAGAGAGGAAACACAAAGAAAAUAUGAACAGUCUGGUUGAACUUGCAAAAAUCUGCAAAGACGUUUCUCUUCGUAUUCAAAUGCGUGGAAAAAAAAUCGAGGAGUUAUCGAAGAAAAACCAAGAACGGCAUUUGUUUAUAUAUUCUAAAAAACUGGCCAUUGAAAUUGAUGAAAUAAGAACAGCUAUUAAGGAGUCAAACUUCAAAAACCAUAUUACAAAAUUCACAUUUAAAGAACACCCAACACUGGAAAAUAUUCUUCAGAAAACAAUUCUUGAAAUCGGAACACUUCAGGAGGCUUGUGAUGGAAGCGAAGAAAUAGUUGACGAUACACAUGCUUCAUUUACGGGGACUCCUGAACAUGCAGAUGAAAGCUGUGCGCGGAAAAUAACACAACCGAAGAAUUUUGCGUCCGGUAAUCAACCUCCUGGAAAGAUGACGGUUGAAGCGAUACAUUUUUGGGUACAUAAGACCGCACCCCAUGUUCGCAUUAAGUACGAGUUUUUAAAUGGACAACAAUCGGUAUGUAUAAGUCGCGUUUACAAAACUACAUGGCAGUGUACGUACAUUUUAUUUUUGUCAUGCCCCAAAAGGUGAACGCGUUAAAGGCGAACCUCCUGAUUUCCAAAGAACCAGUUGAGGAAUAAAAUUUAAAAUUGUGUGUUCAUAAUUUUCAAUUAUUUAUUUGUGAUGCUUAUAUAGAUUAUGCUAGAAAUUUAUCAGGGGUCGUAUUCCAGAAGAAUCUUAAAUUAAAUUUUAUUCUUAUCCUUAAAUUGGGAAAAUUUCUUUAGUGUUUCAUUUCAUAUUUCAAUAG